Tachysurus fulvidraco (yellow catfish) is the source of this 3531-nucleotide messenger RNA. It is a transcript of the gene slc22a17, whose product is annotated as solute carrier family 22 member 17. The record is from RefSeq and is a predicted model, not a curated record. Gene Ontology annotation, molecular function: transmembrane transporter activity. Bases 599 to 2329 code for a protein of 576 amino acids. Lineage: Eukaryota; Metazoa; Chordata; Actinopteri; Siluriformes; Bagridae. The transcript is spliced from 10 exons. Gene Ontology annotation, cellular component: membrane. Gene Ontology annotation, biological process: transmembrane transport.
AAAGUCUGCCGAAAGGAGCCGAAGGUUUCCGAGUCUGGUCGCGUUUUCCGGACGUUGUUCCGUUGCAGGUUUUUUUUCCGCCCUUUUUGUGUCCCAGGGAAACCGGUUCACACGGUGUGUGGUGAGUGUCUCAGACCCGCUUGUCUGCAUUGAGCCUUUAUUACAUGUGUUGUGUCGGGCAGCAGCACCUCGGGCAGGAGGACAGCGCACCGACAGCCUUUGUUCGGACACAGGACCACUUGUACACCACUGGGCCACGCCAUCGGAUGUCUUGUGCUCACUGGACAUUAGUGUUAAAACGUGAAGACUUGAACAGUGGACAGUAGCUGGGAAAAGGACCCGCGAUUGUAGGAAGGCGAUGCGGUUAUGAAACGAGCUCUUUACCAAAAAAAAGGGAAAAAGAAAAAAGAGGAAAACAAAUCGUCUGCUGAUAUAUAUAUAUAUAUAUUACUGCGCUCUCUAACAAAGUGACAUUUGGGAGAUUUGCUCUCAGUCUCACCAUCAUCACAGGGCUCUGGGUGAGUCCAAAGCCAGGUGCGAAUCGCCGGACUCCUUACAACACAGCAGACGGCUUUUCGCUGACCUCUCACAUCGAACCAUGACAUCCCCACCCUCUCCCCUGGCUUCUCCCUGCCCCUGCCCUCCUCCACCUCCCUCUCUGCCCUCAUCCCCUGCCCCAUCCUCUCCUGCACCCUCCACAAUCCCAGUGCCUCCCUCACUGCCACCUACAGGAGAGGUAAUGGUGAUGGCCCUGGGCCGAAAAAAACAGAGACUCUUCAUUGCGCUUUCCAUCUUACCCAACCUCUUCUUGGCCUUCCUGCUGUCUUCUGACCCACUGUUAACCCUGGCAUCACCCCAUCACUGUCACCUGUCAGUAUCCAACCCCACAGAGGAGGUGCUAAAUGCCUCAUUGCCCUGGGAGAAGGGUACUAGGGAAGGCGACAGCGGGGGACUCUCUCAGUGCACCCAGUACCUGUUUGUUAAUGGCACACGCUCUGGUGUAGUGGACUGUGAGGUUGGUUGGGACUUUAAUGUCACAGAAGGCCUGAGGAAUAACAUUGUCACUGAGUGGAAUCUGGUGUGCUCUCAGUAUUGGCUGGUCCCAGUAGAGGAAGUGUGCUUUAUACUGGGCGUCCUCAUAGGCUGCCUGGGCCUUGGAUAUGCUGCUGACCGAUUGGGCCGGAUGAAGACCCUCCUCAUCUCGCUCACUUUGUCUGUGGUUUUUGGCAUACUGGUGUGUGUGUCUCCUUCACCCGCCAUGUUCAUUGCCAUGCGGUUCUGCUUAGCUGCAGCCACUGCUGGCGUUUAUCUUGUGCUAUAUGUUGGUCGUUUGGAACUAUGUGACCCUUCACUGCGUCUCCUGGUGACCAUGAUUGCGGGACUUACAACAGUUGCUGGGGAACUCUUAUUGCUGGGAGUAGCUGUUGGAUGCCCAACAUGGAGGGGGGUGAUAGGAACUGGAGCAGCACCUCUUUCUCUUUUCCUCUGCUAUGGUAUUCCAGGUGUUUUUCCAGAGUCUCCACGGUGGUUAUUGCUCUCAGAGAGAGCAGCUGACAUGAACUCGUUUAGUGAACACAGUGAGCGACAAAGAGAAGAUGAUGGCUUCACAGAGAUGGAGUCAGAGUCCCCACAGAGUGGUCGUCCUCACUUGUCCUUCCCAGAGUUACUCCAGAGUCGAAACAUCUGGAAAAACAUGUGUGUCCUGGGCUUUACCUCGUUCAUCUCUCAUGGCAUUAGUCACUGUUACAGCUCCUUCAGGGGCGAUGUCCGAGGCACUAGUCCCAGUUUCUAUUGGACCUACCUACUGUCUGUCUGUGCAGGAGGUGGAGCUUGGCUGUUGCUCUGGGCAACAGUGGACCGAUGUGGUCGCCGUGGGAUUCUUCUACUAGCCAUGACAAUGACAGGGCUCGCCUCUCUCAUUUUACUGGGCCUGAUGGAGUAUCUGAGUGAAUCAGCCAUUACAGUAUUCUCUGUGAUGGGCCUCUUCUCAUCACAGGCUGCUGCCUCCCUGUGUGUCCUCUUUACUGCUGAAAUCAUGCCCACCAUCAUUAGGGGAAGUGGGGUUGGUGCUAUCCUGGCUCUUGGCUGCGUAGGUCGUCUUAGCUCUCCUCUGAUGGACCUGCGCAACCACUACGGCUACUUCCUGCACCAUGUAGUAUACUCUUCUCUUGCCCUGCUGGCUGUUCUGUCCAUUCUGCUACUUCCGGAGAGCAAACGAAAGCCCCUGCCACAGACACUGGCUGAUGGUGAACAAUUCAGGCGCCCGCCACUGGGCAGGAAAAGGAGGGACAAUGUUCCAUUGCUUGCCACACCAAAUCCAGAGACCUAGCCUUCAUAGUACACUUACAUACACCUGUUCUCCUCAGCCACUCCCCAUGACUCUCACCAUGUCUGUGUGGCAGAGGAUGAGAGGGGGCACUUGGGACAAGCCUUCUUAAUCUACCAUUCUGUAAUCAUUCCUAAAGCAUAAAUGGAACUACAGCAUGCAGAGCCAUACAGGCUCCUGCUGAAGUGCGAGGGGUGAGAAACUCAAUGGUAUAGGGAGCCAGCCGCGCUCUGUAGUACCCCAGAGCUCAACUACGGCUAUUGCAGUGAGUGCCAACUUCAUAUACCAUGCAGCAGGUGGUAACCCUAAAAAGUAACACACUGGACAGUCACCUUCACAGACAUAAUACAAGUGUGUAUUGCCCAUAUCGCACUGAGUGACUCUCAAUUACAUCAACCCACACAGGCAAGGGCUCAAAAUACUACAGUUUUGUAAAUACCUAAAAUAUACUCUGUUUAAACUGAAAUAGAAUAUGAAGGUUUGGGAGGAAAUAGAAAUGUGCUCCUGCUGGCCGAUCAGCACAAUAGAACAACUUUAUUGCAAGUUCUUCUGUUAUUUAUAAACGGGUAGUUUAUAAUGGCGUUACGGUAUUGAUUAUUCUGAUUUGCGUAUGCUGGACUGGGGCAUGCCGACAGAGAAGGAGUAUUUAUGUUACAUAGGUUUACUCCUGUAGCAUUCUUAAAGACAUUUUGGUGUUGGAAGAGGAACAGGACUGAAUCUUGCCACCCUGUAUUAAUGAGUGUGCAGGGAAGAAAAGCACUAGAAUUUCCAUUUGGUCAUCCACUGAGUGCAAGCAUGGAAGAUGGGCCAAAGAAACCGAAGGAAUGAUUAAUGCAGCUUUGUUUUAGUAUCACCUCUGUCAGUUUUUUUUUUUUGGUUUGUUUAAAAAAAAAAACGCACUUAAUUUUCUGUUGGUAGUAAUUAACGAUUAUUAUAAUAAUUGCUAAAACAAUAUUACUUGAAAGUAGAAAUAAAACUUCACUUGACUGAUUGCUUAAGAUUAUUUACCUAGUAAUAAAAUGUGCUGUAAUUAUGUUGAUAAAUCUUUAACCUAAUUUAAUUGAAAAUAAAAUGUUAAAAAUGAAAUUGGGCUCUGUAUUUAUAUGAAUGUGAUGUAAUGUGGUCUGUGAUGGACUGAUGUGUAUUAGCGCACAGUCAUGCCAUGACCGUGACCAGGAUAAAGUGAAUACUGCAAAUGAAAGAAA